This is a messenger RNA of Hypanus sabinus (Atlantic stingray), 1231 nucleotides long. RefSeq names its product mitochondrial ribosomal protein L1 (gene mrpl1). The transcript has 9 exons. The coding region runs from base 112 to 1074 and encodes 320 amino acids. NCBI's taxonomy places the organism in Eukaryota, Metazoa, Chordata, Chondrichthyes, Myliobatiformes, Dasyatidae. The record is from RefSeq and is a predicted model, not a curated record.
GGGAAUAUAGUCUUGCUGCACACGCCUCUCGUAAGGUCUCGGAACCAAAGUUUGGGAGUCUGUAGUGAGGGGGGACAUUAAAUAAGUAAAGCACUGCUACAACAAUCGGCAAUGGCGGCGGGCAGGUGCUGGCGAGUGCUCACUAGAUGCCAUAUAUCUACAUUAAUGAGGGAUCAGAGCUGGAGUGGAAUAUGCCCUUUACUGAAGAAAGAUUUUCCAAUCAGACAUUUUGCUGUACUGAAAGCUACCAAAAAAGUACAGGAUGAUCAGAAGCAAGAGGACCAAAACACUAAAAUCAAGAAAAAGGCCAAUUCAAACAGGCGCAAAGUAUAUGGUUUGACAGCCUCGGAACCGAUUGAUGAUGUCUUUCAGGUCCAGUAUUAUCCGAAGCCAGUGUUUGACAUUGAGACGGCAAUUGAGUCUCUGAAGAAAUUUCAGCAGUUAGAUUUUACUUACCCAAAGCAGCCUGUUUACAUUGAUUUGCAGCUUGACAUGAAACUGGAAAAGAAGAAAAAAGUGGAUCCAUUUGUCAGAAUUGUACAGUUGCCGUAUUCUUUUAUGACCAAGCUCAAUACUGUGGUUGUAUUCACAGAGAAUCCGGAAGAAGUUACUGUUGCUCAGCAGCAUGGAGCGGAUGUUGUGGGUGGAACAGAACUUAUACAAAAGAUCUUGGAUGAAGAAAUUCAAGGGGACUUCUAUGUCUCUGCUCCUGACGUAGUAUCCAAACUGGUGCCUCUCAAAAACAAGCUGAGGAAGAAGUUUCCUAAAAGCAAACGGGGUUCUGUUGGACACAAUAUUCCUGAAAUGAUAAAAGUAUUUAAAACUGGCCACGAAUACCAGGUGGAACGUGACUGUUAUGUUCUUUCGAAAGUAGGAACGCUGGAUAUGCCAAAAGAACACAUUACAGCUAAUGUUGCUACAAUCAUCAAGGAUGUGUGUACCCAGAGACCAGUCAGUUUUGGUCCAUUUGUUGAAAGAGCAAUUAUUUGCAGUGCAACCAGUGAAUCUAUGUUGUUUAAAGUAGAUCCUUUCUUGCCUCAAAUAACAGAAGACAAUGAUGAAGAGAAUCAGUAGCACUGUGGUUAAUUAAUAACUACUUUUAUACAAACUACCAAUGGCAUAUUGUGGUGAAAUAAACAUUUAUAUAUGUAAUAAGUUAAUAAGCUGAAUAUAAAAAGGAAUAUCUGAACAGGAGUCAAGUGCAUCUUAUUAAAGUUUAUUUAAAAGGCUU